AAAAAAAAUCAAUAUAUGACCAUAUUGCCAAAACCAUAUAAUAUGAGACAAUUCAAAACAAAAUCAAAACUAAUAUAUGCCAUUUUACUCCUCAUUUCUCUGUUUAUAAUUCAUUAUUAUCGCAAUCAACGUCAAAAAUUCAACAACAAAAUGUCAAAAUAUGAUCAAAUUAUUGAUCCUUAUCAACAACUUCAUAUAAUCCCAAAUCCAGAUGGUUCAAUCACACGUCUCCAGGAAUUUUUUCCGGCCAUUUCACCCUCCAUUGACACAUCUCCUGCACUCUCCAAAGAUGUUCCUUUGAACCCAAGUAAUAAAACUUGGGUUCGAAUCUUCCUUCCUCGAACCGCUAUCGACAGCUCGAACCCGAUCGCUAAUAAGUUACCUAUUGUGGUGUUUGUUCAUGGUGGGGGGUUCAUCCUCUACAGUGCAGCCUCCCCUGUUUUUCACAAUUUUUGCUCCGAGUUAGCGAGUCAACUCGGUGUUCUGGUCGUCGCGGUCGAGUAUCGACUCGCUCCUGAGUCGCGUCUCCCAGCAGGAUACGACGACGUUUUGGAAGCUUUACUCUGGGUGAAAGAUGGUAAAGAUGAAUGGGUAAAAAAGUAUGGUAAUUUUUCAAGGUGUGUUAUGAUGGGGCAGAGUGCAGGGGCUAACAUUGUGUACUAUGCUGCUUUGAAGGCUUUAGAUCAGGUCAACGAUUUGAGGCCGUUGACUAUAACAGAUUUGGUCUUGAUCCAACCGUUCUUUGGCGGGCUCAAUAGAACUGGGUCCGAGCUUCGAUUAGUUAAUGACCCGUAUUUGCCCCUCGUGGGCAAUGAUUUAGUGUGGAGCCUUGCUUUGCCCGUUGGGGCUGACCGUGGGCAUGAGUUUUGUAAUCCGAUAACCCAUGGAGGAUCCGAGAAAUUAGGUCAAGUUAGAGAUCUGGGUUGGCGGGUCAUGGUAGUGGGUUGUGAUGGUGACCCGCUUCUUGAUCGACAAGUAGGGUUAGUGAAAAUGUUGGAGGAAAAGGGAGUAAUUGUGAAAUCCAUGUUUAGUGAAGGUGGUCAUCAUGGUGUUUUUGCAUCUGAUUCUAGCAAGCGUAAGAUGUUAUUUGGUGUGUUGGAGGAAUCUCUAGGAAAUAUGUAAUGUUCUUCAUUCUAGCACCCAAAAAGAAAAUAAAUCAAUUUCAUAAUGAUGGAUUUUAAUUAAUUUUUUCA
Molecule: messenger RNA, 1193 nt
Organism: Chenopodium quinoa (quinoa)
Lineage: Eukaryota; Viridiplantae; Streptophyta; Magnoliopsida; Caryophyllales; Amaranthaceae
Product: carboxylesterase 1-like
Exons: 1
Coding region: 16-1122 (368 amino acids)
Molecular function (GO): hydrolase activity
Source: RefSeq, a predicted model, not a curated record